Stegodyphus dumicola is the source of this 792-nucleotide messenger RNA. RefSeq lists its product as uncharacterized. Gene Ontology annotation, molecular function: chitin binding. NCBI's taxonomy places the organism in Eukaryota, Metazoa, Arthropoda, Arachnida, Araneae, Eresidae. The record is from RefSeq and is a predicted model, not a curated record. Gene Ontology annotation, cellular component: extracellular region.
UAAAUAAACCAACAGAUGUGUCUUCGCGUUUGGUUCUAACGGACAGAUAAGAAGAAAAUGAUCAUGACGACAGAAUACCUCUUAAUUGGAAUAAUUUUCAUUUCAUAUGGAGCAUUUGGAACUUCUAUCCAUUCCGGACAUGUUAGACGAAAGAGAUGGGAUGACACUACUGGAGACUUGAGCAACAUGUUUCGUGGUACCGCAGGGGUAGAUUAUCCUGACCUCAAAACUAUACCCACAACUAAUUUUCGCUGUGAAGAUCAAAUUUAUGAAGGUGGACUUUACGCAGAUGUGGAAGCGCAGUGCCAGGUGUAUCAUGUUUGUCAUGAUGGCAGAAAAGAUAGCUUCCUAUGUGGUAAAGGUACGAUUUUCAACCAGCAAAUUUUAGCAUGUGAUUACUGGUACAGUACAGAUUGUGAAAGUGCACCUAAUUACUACCAUAUGAAUUUGGAAAUAGGCUCUCACUCACAUCACGCUGGAUGUCACCAUGAUAGCAAUCAGAAUGAUCCAAAUUCUGACCGAAAUAGAUUAAAACCGUACACUGAUCCCAAUCAAAGAGAACAGAAGUUAAUUGAAUCCAGACAAGGAGCUGCUGGACAUAGCAAAAACGAUAAUCAACAACCUUGCAACUGCAUUCAAAACCAGUACAAAGCUCCAUGGUCUUUUCCAACAGGAAAAUAAGUUGUAAAAACUAUGUAAUAUGAAUUAUAGUAAUAUGAAAGUGCCGUUAGUAUAAAAUUGUUAAUAAAAACCAGGGAAAAAGCAUUUGUAAUAAACUUAUUUUAUCGGAUA